Rhizopus microsporus ATCC 52813 is the source of this 1360-nucleotide messenger RNA. Its product is annotated as acid protease. The record is from RefSeq and is a predicted model, not a curated record. NCBI's taxonomy places the organism in Eukaryota, Fungi, Mucoromycota, Mucoromycetes, Mucorales, Rhizopodaceae. Bases 28 to 1314 code for a protein of 428 amino acids. The transcript has 2 exons. Gene Ontology annotation, molecular function: aspartic-type endopeptidase activity. Gene Ontology annotation, biological process: proteolysis.
UUUCAUUAAGAAAUAUUGUAAAGCAUUAUGCAUCUUCAAAACACUCUAUUUUGGGCAAUCGCCAUUACUGCAUCUACAACUGCUGUAACAGCCCUUGUUCUUCCAAGCCCUUCUGCAAUAAAAAUACCUAUCUUUAGAAAAGGAUCAAGAUUGGCAAAACGCGAUGUUUCGAUUAUCGAAACUAUUACUGACUCUGCCUAUUAUUAUUCUGAAAUAUCGAUCGGAACACCUCCACAGAAAUUCGUUGUUACAUUAGACACCGGAAGUGCAGAUCUCUGGGUUACUUCGGCAAGCUGUAAAUCAAGUAGUUGUCCAACUCACGGAUUUAAUGAAAGUUUGUCUUCAAGCUAUGUAUCUAUAGAGAAUGAUGCCAGUGUUCUUAAAUAUGGCACUCCUCCCACUUACAAUUACGCAAAUGGAAGCUAUGCCUAUGAAACAGUAUCAUUUGGCAAUAUCACUGUUGAACAUCAGAAAUUUGCUCUCAUGCAUAACAUCUCUGCCAACAUGCUUAAUGCGCUGAUGCCUGAUGAGCCGGAUAUCUCUGGUAUACUUGGACUUGGCUUCCCUAACGGAACUAAUAGCCGUAAGCAAACAUACAACCCUCUUGUAACCAACAUGGCUGAACAAAGACUAAUUCCUGAACCUAUCUUCUCUUGGGCCUAUGGUCCAGGCUUUGCCGUACCUGGCGAUAAAGGCGAAAUGGUUCUUGGAGCAAUUGAUUCUACAAAGCACACAGGUGAUAUCCAAUAUGUUCCUGUAGUCCCUUUUAAUAGCACUCUUGGAUACACCCACUGGCAAUCCUACGGCCAGUUCCUUGCUGUUGCUGAUAACGGAACAGAGCAAGUCCAUACAAGCUUGUUAAAUGACACAAGUUACCCUCUUGCUAUCUUUGACACUGGUGCACCAUUCACUGAAUUACCUCUUGAAUAUGCACAAGCCAUCUUUGCAGGCCUCACAGGCUCAAACAAUUUCACAGCAGUAGUACCUGAUAGUCCUUUAUGGGACAUUGACUGUAGCUAUCUCAACACCACUAAACGAAUUCAGCUCGGAUUAUCUCAUUCUCUUGACGAAACAGCCAAAGAUUCUUCGCCUCUCAUCCUUGAUAUGCCAGCCUCCGAAAUGAUUAUUCCUCUAGACUCUCUAGAUGGUAAAAGAGCAACCAAGUGUGCCUGGGGUAUUCGAGCCAACAAAGAUUUGCAUUUCUUGCUGAUUGGUCAAACAUUUUUACACAAUAUGUACCUUGUAUUUGAUAUUGGAAAGGCUCAAACAGGGUUUGCUCCACUGGUUGGUACAACUACUAAAGUGUCUGUAUAAUAGAUCAUUUUGUAUAAUAAAUAAAGGAAUAUGUAUUUAGUGUUCG